UGCUGCACCAUGGUCACGUUCGCUGUCUCUCCGGUCGCCCGCAAAACUUUUGGAGGUCGUGUUUCGCCCGAAACGCCGGUCCGUGCGAUGGCCGAGCUCGGCGCCGAUGACGUCGUGCAUGCUUCGCCAACGAUCUUACCGAGUUGUGCUGCCCCGAACGGGUUUGUGCACGGGGUCAUGCUCGCAUACAACGGGCACCACGACUUGAUCAUUCGCCCGGAUGACAUUUGGGCUGCGAUUAUGAUCCAGUUCGGGCGCUACGUCAACGGUGCCCCGGAUGAUGUGAAAUCGACGAUCAUCCAUUCGGGCUCGAGCACCGACCUCGUCCUCACGAUCCCGGGCGACAACGUUGCCAACUACGAUGAAAUCGCAGCCAACUUGGUGCAGCGCAUGCAGUCAAUUCUUGUCGACCCAGCUUCACUCGAAUGGAUGCUUCCCAGUUUCACGACAACGACACCGCACGACACGAUCAUCGGAAGCAUUGCCAUGCUCGCAUCGAUGAACGAGCCCGUGUGCUCCAUGCCCACGAUGCAGUGUGGCAUCCCACAUGUGACGCUGCUUGGCUCGGUUGCCGAUUGGAUGGACAUUCGAGCCCGUGUUGAGCGCUUUGCGGCACUCGGACUGCCCGGAUGGGCCAAGAUGUUGCACUCGACCCUCGACAAGUUCGUGGCAGCUACCGAGGGCUGUGUGGACGAGGCCUUCUGGCAGCACAUGGUGCUUGAUGGCGACGCCUCGGAUGCGCGCUACGUCAGCGGCUGGAUUUGCGUUUUCUGCGUCUUUGCCAACGACGGCGCGUGGCAAUGUGCGAAGGGCUGGACGAGCAUCGAGACGACGCCUGAAGAUGAGGACCAGUACCCGACGCUGCGCCUGGACCAAGUGCCCGCGGGGUACGUCGUUGUUGACGUCAAGCUUGAAGACGAGUCGAGCUGUUACGACACGGUUCUUCUCGCGGGUCACAUGGCAUACGGCGUCCAAGACGGAGCGACGAUCGUGCCUCAGCUUGGGUGGGCUAUCGUCUUCCAGAAUGCUCUCAACGAGACUGAUGCUGCACUCAUCACCGAAACCCCCGACGCACAGCGCUCACAGACAGAGGUGCUCGAUGAAAUGACUCCAACCUCGGAAUGCGACGAGAGUGAUGACGGCGAUGCCCCUUGCAGCCAAGUGGCGGCGACGAUCACGUCGAGUCACGACGCGCACCUCGAAUUGCCGCAGCCUUCCUUGCCGCUCUCCUCGUGGGCGGUUGUCCUUGUGCAGGUGCUGGUUGUCGUCGUUGCGAUCAGCAUCACUGCCGGUGUGCGUUGGAGCCACGCCAAUUGAUCGUCGUCUCUGCAUUUCAAUACAUGUCGCCUCCUCUACCCUUUGCUUCUUGUAGUGUCUCGAAUAUUCUGCAACUCUAAUGGAUUGGGCAUUUAUCUCUA
This is a messenger RNA of Saprolegnia diclina VS20, 1418 nucleotides long. RefSeq lists its product as hypothetical. Lineage: Eukaryota; Oomycota; Saprolegniomycetes; Saprolegniales; Saprolegniaceae. The coding region runs from base 10 to 1317 and encodes 435 amino acids. The record is from RefSeq and is a predicted model, not a curated record. The transcript has a single exon.